AACGAACAACUCACAGUGCGCGGUUUAGCUUGAUUCGAGUGGACAUUUCAAUUUGAAAUUGUCUAUGCGUUAAACGAUAUAGAAGUAGAAUAGCAACGCGUGGCUCGAUCGAUGAAACAAGAUGAUGGAAUAAUCGAAAGUUCGCAUACUACGCGUCUAUCCAUUAAACAUUCGUGUUCUAUUAUUAAAAACAAGAUAUAGCUCAAGUACGACUAAAGGUGAUUAUAGCAAAGAUAUUUCGAUCGUGACCUAGCAUAAUGAAAUUUCAUUUGUAUUUCAUUAACAGUGUAAAUGUAGUAACUGGUGUAAUAGUGUAACUCCUAGUGACGAGUUACUCGACAAACGUUAUUUGUUCUUCGAGUUCGUGAAAGUUUCUGUAACAGUAUUGGAAUACAGAUUUUACUUAAAUGUGACCAUACUCUUCAUGUAGUAACGAGAGAAUUGCGUCACUAUCGGUAAUCAACACGUCAAUCGAGCGGUUUCCAUUUUUUCAAAAAAAGAAAAACCAAUUCGUGUUACGGAAAUGCACUCGUGAUCGAGAUUUUAGAAGUAGCGCGUAAAACGCAGUUGAGAGUUGAAAAGUGAACGGCGAGUGAAACAAUUUGUGUACACACGAACAUUUUCCCCCAUCUUACGAGGAACAACGAUUAAUUGUAAUGCAAUUACACGCGGAACGUUGCAAUUGCGUGGUAUAUCGGCCGAACCAUAAGUUCGUGUGUGACGACAAUUUUUCGAGUUUUACUGGCUGCCACUGUUUCCUGGUCUCUCUUCUAAAUAUAUAGCGAUUCUUCACCAAACGAUUGCAAAUAGAGAAAAAGUGGAACAUUCUACUUUCACGUUCGACAAAGAAUAGUCAGAUACCUGAAAAUUAUUAGAACAAUAUUUUCUACAUCCUUUUUGAAGUAUGUAAGGCGUAUAAUAGCACACGAAUGUUAGCGACGUCAGAAGAAGAGAUUUAUAUAACUUUUCUCACAGGCGAAUUCGUGAGAAUGCGGUACACGGUCAUUCUUGGAUUUCCAUAGUGAUUGUGCCCGAAAUUAGGAACGAUUUCUGUGAAAAAAUGCCUCUUCACUCUUACCAUAGUAACAUGUACACACCAUAAAAGAAAAUUCGAAGUGAUAAAUUCUUGUGUUUUGAAUGUUUUCCAACUUCCAUGUUUGAAUGGCACCACAAGGAUAUUUUUAUGUUCGAUCCCACAACGUGGAUUAACGCUCAGGGAACGAUAAGCUGUGCCAGAGACGACGAAGUACGUGCAAAAGUGCAACGGUUUUCGAAUUCAAGGCGUAAACACAAAUAGGCAGAACGGAAAAAAGAUGCUUCAAUUGCGGGUGAUCGUUGUUCUGCUGGUUCCGAUGUGCGUUGGCAGAGCCUUCUCGCUGUAUGCGAGCAGAGAAGAACAUCCAAGCAAAGUGGACAUCGGAAACCUAAAGGAACCGACCGAUAUUUUGAGUAAUAGCAGUAGCAAAGCGACCACCUCAUCGAUAAAGGCGGCAGAAGAUAAUACGGGUAUAAAAACAGCGAACGAGACCAAUAAUUCUACACUAACUAAUACAACUAAUGCGGAUGUAAAUACGCCGAUAGAAAAAACAAUCGACGAGAAGAAGGAAGAUAAUGAGAAGCUAAAUAAUAGCAAUCAAAAUAAUGAGGAGCUAAAUAAUGACAAGCAAAAUAGUGAAAAGCCAAAUAAUGAAGAGCAAAAUAGUGAGAAGCUAAAUAAAGAACAGGUAAAUAACGAAACGCAAAGUAACGAAAAGCAAAAUAGUGAAAAGCAAAAUAGUGAAAAGCAAAAUAGUGAAAAACAAAAUGAUAGAAAAGAAAACUGUACUUCUACGAAAGAAGCAGAGGACAUGCUUCACUGUAAUAAGUAUCCACGGGAUGAUGAUGGUGAUUCAUUAAAUGCUACAGGGUCUCAGGUACCGGAAGUUGUUUCUCAUGAGAAAGAAAAAGGUGACGCGAAAGAUGGGGACAUCAGUGGAAAUAAUACGCAGACUACAACUGAAGUACAUUACGCUAUUGUAUCUUCUGACACAAAUCACACUAUCAAUACCAAUAAUUCUGAUGUUCUGAAUUCGACGGAUUCGAAAGGUAGUACUACUGAAACCUUUGAAGUAAAGGUUGAGAGUAUAAAUACUGAAACUAUCGAGGCUGUGAAGUCUAAUCAAAGUAAUAGUAAACAUAUGUCUUCGGGAAUCAUAGCACUAGUUACUGCGAUCAGUUUUGCUGUAGUAAUUGCAUUGGUAUAUAUUGGAAUGAUUGUUUGGAGGCGGUACAUCGAAUACAGAUAUGGACACCGGGAGUUACUUGUUAAUGAACUAGAAUUUGAUACUAAUGAUUUGCGUCAUUUUGAGCUGUGAUUUCAACGAAAGUAGUAAUCUGCAGGGAAGAAAAACCGAAUGAUUCACAGCUAAGGCUGAUAUUAUGUAAAUAUUGAAGAUUCAUUGAUCUGUGAUACUAAGGACAUGCAUUGUGCCUGACAGUCAAGACACCAAAUAUAUUUGGAUAAUAUUAUACAGUUCUUGGGAUGUAAUUGUUUUAUAUACACUAUGUAUACAGUUCAUCUUUUUCAACACCUUGAUUGUUUUUUCCUUCUCCUGUAGAAAUUAGAAAUAGCGUUACUGUGCUAUUAUGUAUAUUUUUCUGGUGAUAAUGCGAUGCGCAGAUCGUUGAAUAAAUGACGUAGCAUUUUAAGUAUCAAUUAAAUGUCUUACAAACAGUUGAGGGUGCUUGAAUAUCUGUCAGUUUUCUUCGAUAUUACUGUAACGAUAUUCUUUCUUGUUUUGUAGUAUUUGGAACCAUUGAAAAAUGUAUACUAUAAACGAAACUUUUGUAAUGUAGUAUUAUCUUCGUUUUCCACCUGUUUUUGUAAUAUGUGCGACGAAUAUGUAAAUAAUUUUAGUUAAAUAAAUAAAUUGGUGGAAUAUUUUUUUUA
Molecule: messenger RNA, 2929 nt
Organism: Bombus pyrosoma
Lineage: Eukaryota; Metazoa; Arthropoda; Insecta; Hymenoptera; Apidae
Product: probable serine/threonine-protein kinase clkA
Exons: 9
Coding region: 1314-2354 (346 amino acids)
Source: RefSeq, a predicted model, not a curated record